This is a messenger RNA of Dermacentor andersoni, 568 nucleotides long. Its product is annotated as PCNA-associated factor-like. The record is from RefSeq and is a predicted model, not a curated record. Lineage: Eukaryota; Metazoa; Arthropoda; Arachnida; Ixodida; Ixodidae. Gene Ontology annotation, cellular component: nucleus. Gene Ontology annotation, molecular function: chromatin binding. Gene Ontology annotation, biological process: translesion synthesis; regulation of cell cycle.
UUCCCGCCACUUUGGGCCCAGUGCUUAAAGUGAGAGUGAUCAGGGUACGUAUUACGGAUAGUUGUGCUAUUCAGCGUUGAGCGCUUUACUGUGCCGACCAUUUCGAGGGAGGCCUUGUGCCACUCAUAGGCAUUACCGUGCGUCAAGGCAACGCAGUAGCCAUGGUGCGAACGAAGGCGGACGGUGCCAGCCGAGUUGUUGGUGCGAAGUCUUUCAGAAAAACUGUGAGCAGUCCCGCAGCUGCCUCCAGUUCCAGCUCGCCGACUUCUCGAAAGACCAAAGGAGAUAAGUAUGGCGGUGGCAAUGCCUACUGCCCACGGCCAACCCCACCCUGGCAGAAAGAAAUUUCAGGGUUCCUCGUGAAGACAAGUGCCUCUGAAGAUGAUCGAGAGCAGCCAUCUGAAGCGGCGACUAGUUCCGAUACAUUUGACAGCAGUGCAAGUGGCAGCUCAUCUUCAUAGUUGCUGCUGCCUCUCCUGAUCUUACUAUCAUGCUGCAAGUCAUAUCUCCUAUUUGCUGUAUAUAUAUGCGAAGAAUUGUGAAUAAAGAACACUUCAGACAUCUGCAA